Molecule: messenger RNA, 1544 nt
Organism: Symsagittifera roscoffensis
Lineage: Eukaryota; Metazoa; Xenacoelomorpha; Acoela; Convolutidae
Exons: 2
Coding region: 75-1424 (449 amino acids)
Biological process (GO): signal transduction
Source: RefSeq, a predicted model, not a curated record
GCAAAAACUCAGACAGAUCUCGGUCAACUAUAAAAUGGUCUUCAAUUCUUCUACAAACUCUCAGCAAGCAUGAAAUGAUGGGUUUUUUAUUCAAUGAAGACCCUGUUGAACAAAUAAUCGAGAAAUUUCCCCAGAUUAGGUCGAUGCAAAUUAUUGCAUCACCAAACGAGCGAACUAGUGAAAUCAGACCCAUUGAUGGUAAAAGUAAUAGAAGCAGCUCGCGUAAUUCGUCGCAGGAUUUGGAAACACCUUUAGAUGACAACAAUGCAAGCAACCUCGCAAUCUCCUAUUCUAUUGAGUUUCCGGAGAUUGGUAGCGAAUUUGAUGUUCUUCCAAGUACCUCCAAAGGUAUGCAGAAAAUGAGCAUUGACAAUUUGACCGAGCUUAAAACCGUCAAAGGGUUGACGUUGCCGAUAGAAAACAUAGCAGAUGAAACCGGUCAGGUUACCAGAAACGAAGAUGAUACAAGCGAUGCUGAAUGCGAAGAAAAAGUCGAAAGCAGUCAAACUGAAAUAGAAGAGUUCGAAAAUUUUGAAUCUGACCAAGAGGACCAUUCGGAAACUAAGGAGCCGCCGAAAGACCUUAGACAAAGAUCAUUUAGUUGCUUUGACAAAAUAACCAAGGAAACUGAAAUAGAAGAGAUUGAAUUAAGUUUGCCCUUUAAAGACCUUAACCAGGGAUCUACUAGUUACUUUGACAAAAUUAACAAUCAGAACGAAAGCUCUUCCGGACUUGUUUCUGGUUCCAGUACUCAUAAUCUUGGAUUCGAUGGUCAAAAAACAUCUGCUGAAUGCCUUGCUGAUUCUAAAGAUAGCCACGGCAGCAAAAACAAUAAUUGUGCGAAUAGUCACAGCCUCUUUGACGAUCAAACUAAAAAUGAAACCUCUGGCGAGAAACAAAUGGGUAAAGACAUUUUUAACCAAUGCAACUGUGUCGCCGGAACAAGUAAAAGUGAUAAUGCGCAAAAAAUGUUGAAACGUGAAGAUAAAAUUUCCAUUUCCCCAGCAGUGGUUAGCACUAAACAAAAACAUAUUAUGAUCAGCUACUGCCACAAGCAAAAAGAUCUAGCAUUCAAAUUGCUAGAAGAACUUCGCAAGUCUGGGUUCACAGAUAUCUGGAUAGAUAAAGAGAAUGUGCACAAAGGAAUAGACAUUCUAGAUGAUAUGGCCAACGCGGUUGACAACUCAUGUGCUGUUUUAUGUCUGUUGUCAAAUGAUUACCAUAAGAGCAAAAACUGCAUGUGUGAAAUAAGAUAUGCCAGAAAUCGGGAGACAACUUUUAUACCUUUGAUUGCAGAAGCCAAUUUCAUUCCGGAAGCAGAUCUACUCAUGUGUAUUGGGAACAGAUUCCGGUUUGACUUAUCAACUGAUGAUCAGUUCUCUGGAAAUUAUCACUUGCUGGAAGAAAAACUGAAAUCACUAUGAAAAUCCUUCAAUAAAGAAAUCCAAGUUAUUGUAAAAUUGUUUUUUUAUAUAUAUAUUUACUUAUUUACAAAAACUACUAUAAUGCAAUCAAAAAUAUUUCACUUGCUUUGAAAUAAUUUA